Cetraspora pellucida is the source of this 764-nucleotide messenger RNA. The record is from the annotation of a GenBank genome assembly. NCBI's taxonomy places the organism in Eukaryota, Fungi, Glomeromycota, Glomeromycetes, Diversisporales, Gigasporaceae.
AUUUCGUUCAUUUAACACCUACACCACAAAAAUUUCAAAAUUCUAGAUAUAAGAAUACUGUUUCUAAAAUAAUGGAUUUAAAAUACGGCCUAAUAUGCUUAUAUCCAGAGUUGGCGCGGUUCUCUUCAUAUGAAGAAGCUAAAGAGUGGUUAGUCAGCGAGAGUAGUGGCCAAAUUUUAAAUAGUUCUACAGAUACACCAUUGAAUGACCGUCCAAUUGAUGAUAUAAAUGACGAUACGGAAAGUGAAAGCUCCUUUGACAGUAAAGUUACCGACGAAUCACCAUCAUUCGACAACAAUCCUAUGCAAGAUUUUGAUGAAUCUAAUCAUGAGGAUAUCUUAAAUAAUGAGGCAACAGAUUCUAAACAAACAAGUAACGAUGAUUCUAUACGUGAUGAACAUAGAGACAAAUCUGGAACUUGGAAAUCUACUCAGCAAGAUUCGGCAGAAACUGCCAAAAUAGCCAAUAUGAAGCAUUCAAAAUCUAGAAUAGGAUUGCGUAGUGUAAAGAUUUUCUCUAAUUUACGAUCAAGAUUUGUUAAAAUUGAAGCUAAUAAACCAUGCGAAGAGAAAAAGUAUAUUUGCCCUGAUCCACUUUGUAAGGCAAAAUUUGCAAAAUCAUGUCAUUUAAAAGCUCAUCGAGAAGUGCACGCUAAAGGGUUUUUCCUGUGUUCGUUUGAGGAUUGCGGCAAGGUCUUUUUUACAAGACGUGAUGCGUGCAAUCAUUUUUUACUGGACCAUGAUGAGUGGGAAAACCAAACAUGA